Prunus armeniaca (apricot) is the source of this 945-nucleotide messenger RNA. Lineage: Eukaryota; Viridiplantae; Streptophyta; Magnoliopsida; Rosales; Rosaceae. The record is from the annotation of a GenBank genome assembly.
AUGGCCGAGGAAGCGAGCGGCAAACGCCCACUCAAAAUCGUCGCAGGAGCCGACUCCUUCGGCUGCUCUCUCAAAGACGCCUUAGUCUCCCACCUCCGCUCUCUCAACAUCGACGUCGAAGACCUCGGCACUUCCUCCUACUACUCCAUCGCCGCCGAUGUCGGCCGCCGCGUCUCCUCCUCCUCCUCUGACGGCGCCGUCGAAACCCGCGGCCUCGUCGCCUGUGGCACCGGCGUCGGAGUCGCCAUCUUCGCCAACAAGUUCCCUGGCGUGUUCGCCGCCACGUGUCUCAACCCCUCCGAAGCCCAAAACGCUCGGUCCAUCAACAACUCCAACGUCCUCGCCGUCUCUGGCAUGUCCACGGCACCGGACUCCGCCAUCGAGAUCCUCGACACCUGGCUCAACACCCCUUUCAAAUCCCCCUGUCCCGCCUCCGACUCCAAGCCCUGGCCUCCAGAAAUCGAUACUUUUCUCGACAAUUCGAUUAAAGAAAUGCCCAAAAUUGGAGCUGAAGAAGAAAAGCAAGCAGCUUUGGGUUCGGAGGAGGCUUCUUGUACUCUCUGUUGUUUGGUGAAGAAUCGGAAACUGAACCCGAUUGAUAUUAUUCCUGGAGGGUCGAUGAAGAUUCUGAGAGAGACACCAACAUCGGCGAUAGUCAGGUUCAAGGCCGGGAGCGUCGAGCCUGCGCAUCACCACACGUUUGGGCACGACUUGGUUGUGUUGGAGGGGAAGAAGAGCGUGUGGAAUUUGACGAAGAAGGCGAGGUAUGAUCUGGGUGUCGGAGAUUACUUGUUUACACCAGCCGGGGAUUCGCACAGAGUCAAGUACUAUGAGGAUACUGAGUUUUUUAUCAAAUGGGAGGGCCAGUGGGAUAUGUUCUUUGAUGAGGAACUUGAGGCUGCACACAAGGCUGUUGAUCAGGAAUUGGAGAAUGGGUUGAAGUGA